CCGCAGAGGCAGGGCCCGGCCCCCCGAGGCCCGCGCCAUGUCGGCCCCCGCCGGAGGGUGUUCUAUUGUUAUAGAUACCCAAAGUUAACUUCAGUAUGCUGAAAAGGAAACAGAGCUCCAGGGUGGAAGCCCAGCCAGUCACAGACUUUGGUCCUGACGAAUCUUUGUCCGACAACGCAGACAUACUCUGGAUUAACAAGCCAUGGGUUCACUCUUUGCUGCGUAUCUGUGCCAUCAUCAGUGUGAUUUCUGUGUGCAUGAAUACUCCAAUGACUUUUGAGCAUUAUCCGCCUCUACAAUAUGUAACUUUUGCCCUGGACACUCUCUUGAUGUUCCUCUACACUGCAGAGAUGAUAGCAAAGAUGCACAUACGUGGCAUAGUAAAGGGAGAUAAUUCCUAUGUGAAAGAUCGCUGGUGUGUAUUUGAUGGAUUUAUGGUCUUUUGCCUUUGGGUCUCCUUAGUGUUACAGGUAUUUGAAAUUGCCGACAUAGUUGAUCAGAUGUCACCUUGGGGUAUGCUGAGGAUUCCACGACCUCUCAUUAUGAUUCGAGCGUUCAGGAUUUAUUUUCGAUUUGAAUUACCUAGAACGAGGAUAACAAAUAUUUUAAAGCGCUCAGGAGAGCAAAUAUGGAGUGUCUCAAUCUUCCUACUUUUCUUUCUGCUUCUUUAUGGAAUUUUAGGAGUUCAGAUGUUUGGAACUUUUACCUAUCACUGCGUAACGGACGACACUCAACCAGGAAAUGUGACCUGGAAUAAUUUAGCUAUCCCAGACACCCACUGUUCGAGAGAACUGGAAGAAGGUUAUCAAUGCCCACCAGGAUUUAAGUGCAUGGACCUUGAAGAUCUGGGACUUAGCAGGCAAGAGCUGGGCUACAGUGGCUUUAAUGAGAUAGGAACAAGCAUAUUUACCGUUUACGAAGCUGCAUCCCAAGAAGGUUGGGUGUUCCUUAUGUAUAGAGCAAUUGACAGCUUUCCCCGAUGGCGUUCGUACUUCUAUUUCAUCACCUUGAUUUUCUUCCUUGCCUGGCUCGUUAAGAACGUAUUCAUUGCCGUUAUUAUUGAAACGUUUGCUGAAAUCCGAGUGCAGUUUCAGCAGAUGUGGGGAUCCAGGAGCAGCACCACUUCAACAGCUACAACACAGAUGUUCCAUGAAGAUGCUGCUGGAGGAUGGCAACUUGUAGCUGUGGAUGUGAAUAAGCCUCAGGGUAGAGCUCCAGCUUGUCUCCAGAAGAUGAUGAGGUCAUCCAUUUUCCAUAUGUUCAUUCUGAGCAUGGUGGCUGUCGACGUCAUUGUUGCCGCUAGCAAUUACUACAAAGGAGAAAACUUCAGAAGACAGUAUGAUGAAUUCUAUCUCGCAGAGGUUGCUUUCACUGUCCUCUUUGAUUUGGAAGCUCUUCUGAAGAUUUGGUGUUUGGGCUUUACUGGAUACAUCAGUUCCUCUCUCCACAAAUUUGAACUGCUCCUUGUAAUGGGAACAACGCUUCACAUAUAUCCAGAUCUCUAUCAUUCUCAGUUCACGUACUUUCAGGUUCUUCGGGUAGUCCGACUUAUUAAGAUUUCUCCUGCUUUGGAAGACUUUGUGUACAAAAUAUUUGGUCCCGGGAAAAAGCUUGGGAGUUUGGUUGUAUUCACUGCGAGCCUUCUCAUCGUCAUGUCAGCGAUUAGUCUGCAGAUGUUCUGCUUUGUAGAAGAACUGGAUAGAUUUACUACUUUUCCACGGGCAUUUAUGUCAAUGUUCCAGAUACUUACCCAGGAAGGAUGGGUGGACGUAAUGGACCAGACUCUCAACGCCGUGGGACACAUGUGGGCACCUGUUGUUGCAAUCUACUUCAUUCUCUAUCAUCUCUUCGCCACCCUGAUUCUCCUGAGCUUGUUUGUUGCUGUUAUUUUAGACAACCUGGAACUUGAUGAAGACCUCAAGAAACUUAAACAACUAAAGCAAAGUGAAGCAAAUGCAGACACUAAAGAGAAACUCCCUUUGCGCUUACGGAUCUUUGAAAAAUUUCCCAACCGGCCUCAGAUGGUGAAAAUUUCAAAACUGCCUUCAGAUUUCACCGUUCCAAAAAUCAGGGAAAGUUUCAUGAAGCAAUUCAUUGAUCGUCAACAACAGGAUACGAGCUGUCUGUUACGAAGACUUCCGUCAGCCUCUUCUUCCUCAUGUGAUCACUCUAAACGAUCUGCAAUAGAAGACAAUAAAUACAUUGAUCAAAAGCUUCGUAAAUCUGUUUUCAGCAUCAGGGCAAGAAAUCUUCUAGAAAAGGAGACUGCCAUCACUAAAAUUCUUAGGCUGUUGUAUUUAUUCUGCAGGGAUGUGAAAGUACUCGACCGAUUUUCUAGGGCCUGUACCAGGCAACGGAUGCUGAGCGGAUCUUUUGAGGGGCAACCAGCAAAGGAGAGGUCAAUCCUCAGUGUACAGCAUCAUAUCCGUCAAGAGCGCAGGUCACUAAGACAUGGAUCCAACAGUCAGCGUAUCAGCAGAGGAAAAUCCCUUGAAACCUUAACACAAGAUCACUCCAACACAGUGAGAUACCGAAAUGCCCAGAGGGAAGAUAGUGAAAUAAAGAUGAUCCAGGAAAAAAAAGAACAAGCCGAAAUGAAGAGGAAAGUGCAAGAAGAAGAACUGAGGGAGAAUCAUCCGUAUUUUGAUAAGCCACUUUUCAUAGUCGGUCGUGAACACAGGUUCCGAAAUUUUUGUCGUGUGGUGGUCCGAGCACGUUUUAAUGCCUCUAAAACAGACCCUGUUACUGGAGCUGUGAAAAAUACCAAGUAUCAUCAACUUUAUGAUCUGCUGGGAUUGGUUACGUACCUGGACUGGGUUAUGAUCAUUGUGACUAUCUGUUCCUGCAUUUCGAUGAUGUUUGAAUCCCCCUUUCGAAGAGUCAUGCAUGCACCCACGUUGCAGAUUGCCGAGUAUGUGUUCGUGAUCUUCAUGAGCAUUGAACUCAACCUGAAGAUAAUGGCCGAUGGUUUAUUUUUUACCCCCACCGCUGUCAUUAGGGACUUUGGAGGAGUAAUGGACAUAUUUAUAUAUCUUGUGAGUUUGAUAUUCCUUUGUUGGAUGCCUCAGAACGUGCCUGCUAAAUCAGGAGCUCAGCUUUUAAUGGUACUGCGGUGCCUGAGACCCCUUCGAAUUUUCAAAUUGGUGCCUCAGAUGAGGAAGGUUGUGCGAGAACUAUUCAGCGGUUUCAAGGAAAUUUUUCUGGUAUCCAUUCUUUUGCUGACAUUGAUGCUUGUUUUUGCAAGCUUUGGAGUUCAGCUGUUCGCUGGGAAACUGGCGAAGUGCAAUGAUCCUCAAAUUAUGAGACGGGAAGAUUGCCAUGGCAUAUUCAGAAUUAAUGUAAGCGUCUCCAAAAAUUUAAACUUAAAAUUAAGACCCGGAGAGAAGAAGCCUGGAUUUUGGGUGCCCCGAGUAUGGGCAAAUCCUCGGAACUUCAAUUUUGACAAUGUCGGAAAUGCUAUGUUAGCAUUGUUUGAAGUUCUUUCCUUGAAAGGCUGGGUUGAAGUCCGAGAUGUUAUUAUUCACCGGGUGGGGCCGAUCCAUGGAAUCUACAUUCACGUUUUUGUAUUCUUGGGUUGCAUGAUUGGACUGACUCUUUUUGUUGGUGUAGUCAUUGCUAAUUUCAAUGAAAAUAAGGGUACGGCUUUGCUGACUGUAGAUCAGAGAAGAUGGGAAGAUCUGAAAAGCCGACUGAAGAUAGCCCAACCUCUUCAUCUUCCACCUCGUCCAGAUAAUGAUGGGUUUAGAGCUAAGAUGUACGACAUCACCCAGCAUCCAUUUUUCAAGCGGACCAUCGCAGUACUCGUCCUGGCUCAGUCUGUGUUACUGUCAGUUAAGUGGGAUGUUGAAGAUCCAGUGACUGUUCCUUUAGCAACAAUGUCAGUUGUUUUCACCUUCAUCUUCGUUCUAGAGGUUACAAUGAAGAUUAUUGCCAUGUCUCCCGCUGGCUUUUGGCAAAGCAGAAGAAAUCGAUAUGAUCUCUUAGUGACUUCUCUUGGGGUUAUUUGGGUGAUUCUUCACUUUGCUCUGCUUAAUGCCUAUACAUAUAUGAUGGGGGCCUGCGUCAUUGUCUUCAGAUUUUUCUCCAUUUGUGGCAAGCACGUUACACUAAAGAUGCUCCUGCUGACUGUGGUUGUCAGCAUGUACAAAAGUUUCUUCAUCAUAGUAGGGAUGUUUUUAUUGCUGCUCUGUUACGCUUUUGCUGGAGUUGUUUUGUUUGGCACCGUGAAAUAUGGAGAGAACAUUAACAGACAUGCAAACUUCUCCUCAGCUGGCAAGGCCAUUACUGUUCUCUUCCGAAUAGUCACGGGGGAAGAUUGGAACAAGAUUAUGCAUGACUGUAUGGUUCAACCACCUUUUUGCACUCCAGAUGAAUUCAAAUACUGGGCAACGGAUUGUGGAAAUUACGCUGGUGCUCUCAUGUAUUUCUGUUCCUUUUAUGUCAUCAUCGCAUACAUCAUGCUAAAUCUACUUGUGGCUAUAAUUGUGGAGAAUUUUUCACUGUUUUAUUCCACUGAGGAGGACCAGCUUUUAAGCUACAGUGAUCUUCGGCACUUUCAGAUCAUAUGGAAUAUGGUCGAUGAUAAAAGAGAGGGGGUAAUUCCUACUUUUCGAGUGAAGUUUCUGCUGAGGCUGCUGCGUGGAAGACUGGAGGUGGAUCUAGAUAAAGACAAACUUCUGUUCAAACAUAUGUGCUAUGAAAUGGAGAGACUGCAUAAUGGUGGUGACGUAACCUUCCAUGAUGUGCUAAGUAUGCUUUCAUACAGAUCUGUCGAUAUCAGAAAGAGCCUUCAGCUAGAGGAGCUCCUUGCCAGAGAACAAUUGGAGUACACAAUAGAAGAGGAAGUAGCCAAGCAGACGAUACGCAUGUGGCUGAAAAAGUGCUUAAAGCGUAUCCGAGCAAAACAGCAGCAGUCAUGCAGCAUUAUCCACAGCCUGCGAGAGAGCCAGCAGCAAGAGCUGAGCCGCUUUCUGAAUCCUCCCAGCAUUGAGACGACCCAGCCGAGCGAAGACAUGAACGCCAAUAAUCAGGAUAACAACACCCAACCAGAGACAAGCAGCCAGCAACAGCUACUGAGUCCAACUCUAUCUGAUAGAGGAGGGUGUCGACAGGACUCCACAGAUGCUGGAAAACCUCAAAGGAAAUUUGGGCAGUGGCGUUUGCCUUCAGCACCAAAACCAAUAAGCCAUUCUGUGUCUUCGGUCAAUUUACGGUUUGGAGGCCGUUCCACAAUGAAGUCUGUGGUUUGCAAAAUGAACCCCAUGUCAGAUGCAGCUUCCUGUGGCUCCGAAGUCAAAAAAUGGUGGACCCGGCAGCUCACUGUGGAGAGUGAUGAAAGUGGGGACGACCUUCUCGACAUCUGAGUGGAAACAAGCAGAUACGAGUGGCAUUGUGAAAAUAAUCUCUGGAGUUGUCCCCUUUGUUUUUCCAGUGAACAAGCUGCACUCAUGUAUAAUUUAAUUCCAACUUGUCAUGAGAUUUUUUUUUUUUAAACUGAUGAUCACGCUGCCAUAGGGGACCUGAAGUUGAUAUUUCUGCUGGAGUUAUGUAGAUGUUUGAAUUUUAUUUGCUGAGAAAAUCUAUACGAUGGCCGUAUUAGCAAAGCCUACGAACGAAAACAUCAGCAGCCAUAGCAUUAAAGUUUUUGUAUAUUCUGCCUCUAUGUACGAUGGUGUAUGUUUAAGUAUGCUUUUCUGUCAUUUUGUUUCCCCAGAACAAAGUUCUUGGCCUUCAAGUGGAUAUGAUUCAGGAGCUACAGCUUCUGUUUAUGGUUUUCCCAUUGGAAUUAAAACUUCUCUCGGGAGAAUUUUCUGUUGCUGAGUGAUCUGAGGGAGUAGGCCUGAUCUCGCCAGAGGAGAGUAUUUUUACAAAGUACAGAUUAUGAAUUUUAACAAAGUCUAUUCUUUUCUUAUUUUUUAAUAUGCGGAAGAUAUUUAGAAAUCUUAAGGAGUCCAAUUCUAGCCUCACUUAUUCUCCUGCAACUGCCAACUGACUUCGGUCAGAAUUGUAUGCAAGGGACAGGCAAAGAAUUUGACACAAAAGCAUUCGUUGGCUUAGUAUAAACAUGUGAAUAUAUUAUUAUUUAUGCAAAAGUGUUUCAUGAACAGCCUUUAAUAACUGAAAUCAGCAAAAAACAACUCUGUGUUGAGAUUCUAGAAAAAGAUUUUCACGGGACAAUUGAAAUGCAACCGUUCUCUUCAUUUCAAUCCAGUUUUGCUUUUUCCAUGGUACUGUGAUGGUAUGAAUCGGCUGAUAACCACAUACCAUUGCUUUGAUCUGCGGCAAACAUAAUUCCCCAUGGAAAUAAUGAUCCAUGGUGAAAUCUUGCAGUGAGCUCAGAGAAAGGUUGCACCAUCUUUCCUUAGUAGUGACUUUUUCAUUCAAUAUGUCUAUGGCAAGAGAGAAAUGCACUACAUGGUAAUUUGCAAAGCUUUCUCACACUCAUUUUUCAAAUCAUUCCUAUAUAUAUUUCGUGGUUCCUAAUUUCUUGUGAAGAUUAUUUCUAUUUUUUUAAUAGUAAUUUUCUCUGAUUCCUGCACCCCACAUUGUCUUUGAUGGGCUUUCUGUUUUCAUCCCAAUUCAAAACUCUGAAAGCAGCCAUAUGAAGGGUGAAGAGUUUAGUGUUUAUAAGAUGAAUUGUGACUCAGAAUGAAUUGUGGAAAACUACAAAUCAGCAAGGAUGGCAAGAUUAUAUUCUCUUUCAUGGUACUAUGAAUUUUAUCUUUUUCAUAUAGGAAAAUGAGAUCAAUACUGGAUUUAUAGAAGAAGUUUAAGCUGGGUGACCAACAUUUGUGAAUCCAUUUUUUUUGGAAAAAAUAACUUUAAAACUGUCAGUAGUGACCUAGAGUCUGUGAGAAAGAAUGUCAUCAGAACUAGUUCAGGGCAGUUAAGAAAUGGCACCACAUUUUCAUUCCAGUUUAAUUCUAUACAACAGAAGGCUCCUGUCACAUUUGUAUAAAAUAAGGCUGAGUGAGUCUCUCGGUGCUUGCCAGCACCCCCAACAGAGCCUAGAAAACACCUCCACACUUACGGCAGAGAUUUGUACUAAUGCUGCAUUCAAAUAAGCAUUUAUUUUUGCUUUACUGCCCUGAAGUUAUACUCCCAAGCACUUAGUAUAGCACUCAAUAAAUACAGUUGAAUGAAUGAAUGCACGAUGUUUUCCCCAAACCACUGAACUCCUUCAGCAAUUAACAUUCAACAGAGACUCGGCCGUUUCCUCUGUGUGGAAGCAGAGGCAGGAAAUCGACAGGGCUCUUCGAAGCCACAGGACACCUAGGUUUCACAAGGUGAGGCAGCAAAAUCGGAUUCCCAGGCCUACACCUCUCUCAUUUCCUCAAGCAAAAGAAGUUAAGAAGCUCAAAUUCUGCAAGGGAAAAGAAUUAGAAUAUGUUUCUUCUAAACUCCAGUCACCCAGAUGGAAGAACAUGUGACAAUAAGCCAUAGCACUCAGGGAGGCCAGAUAAAAUUUCAGUGCUGAUCCUCUACCUGUACCAUCCACCAAGGCUAAACGUGGCCAUUCCACUCAAUUCAGGAGCAGCCAGUAAGGGUUGGUGUCAGAGAGGCUGGGGAUCGGAGGAGCGGACUGAACGUCUGGUAUUAGAGUCCUAGAAGUGUAAGGGAGAUAAAGUAUUAAGGAAAGGGCAGGGGCAAGGAAUUAAGCAGGAUGAGGAGCUACCAUUCAUCCUCUCUCUUUAUGACUGUUUCCUUUUGGCGGCAAAGAGGGAAACAGCUGGCUGGAGAGGCAACAGUGUUUGGCUCCGCAUUGCCCGAGCUGGUUACAUCAGAUACCCGUCUCCAGAUAUUUUAUUGGCUAUAUGUAGGAAGCAUCCUGGCCAGCGGGGUGAUGGAAUAAUGGCCUUCCUGCUGCCUAGCACCUCCCAAUCAUUACCCUAAACUUUGAUGUCAGAGACCUGAUUCCCUUCUUUCUCUGACUACUGCUUUAUCCUGCCCCUUUCAGAAUCCCUGGUCACAGAAGGCCUCAUGAUGAAAGGUGAUUCAGAUGUGAAAUGGGGACUUCUAAGACAAAAACCUUCAGGGGUUUGAAGGUUGAAGCUAGGGAGGAAAUCUAAUAUCCGGGAUGAGGCCUUGGGUGAAUGUCACAUCUUCCUUUGGAAGAAAAUCCAGCCCUGAAGCUGUGGACUCAGGGAAGGUCCGGGAUUCCCAGCUGGGCCCUGACCCAUUCCUGGUCUGGAGGAGUUGGAGGUUCAGGGCUGUUCUGUGUGGGCGAGUCGGGGUAGGACACAAGUGGAGGGGGAGCACACUACGUAGGAUCCGGAUUGGCCCAGGAACGGAGACACUCCCGAGUGGACUCAGAGUUGAACUGGAAUGGUUUCUGAGGAUAGAGAUGAGGGCUGCCCUUAAGUUUACCGCUGGUUGGGAAGAGAUGUUCAAGGCAGGGAAGGGGCCACCUCACCUCCCAUUCAGGGUAGUAUAAACCAGGCCACCAGCAGGAGUCUGUGAAGCAUGAGAAUUUUGGGAAACGAUUUUGCAGAAGGGGAAAGUAAAUGGUCUUUUGUACUUGCUGGCUUUUCAUGAGAAGAAAACCAGGAAUCCAACAAAAACAUCUGACACUUAAAAGCUGAAUCCCUCUGCAUUCAAAAGGUAACUGUUACUGGAGCAAUUCAAGUGGUCUAAGAUGAGACCCUUAGCCUAAUGCCACAAGGGCUGGUCACUCUAAGGAACCAAGUGACGGAGCAGAGUCCAAAUUAAUUAGAUUUGAUACCAGGGACCAGUCAACGAAUCUGGUUCUAUAAUUCAGGCCUAUCCUCUAAGAAUCAGAACCAAGAGAAAUGGCACAUACAAACCGCUGUUGGCAUAGGCCAUACAGCUGUGCUGGCUAGCCCGUAGUGGAAAGGUAGCAGAAGGCAUUCUGGGCACAGAAUGGUGCUGCCUCUAAGACCUUCUCCAGAUCAAGUCCUCUUUCCUCAUUUACUUACAUUUUCAGAGCACUGCUAGUGCUGUUUGGAUUCUAUUCUCGAAUCUCUUUUGGAGGAAUUUCUAUUUUCUGUUUGUAUGGUGUGAGCUGUUUUUGUAGACUUCUGUAAAAGAUCAAAUAAAUACAGUGUCAAAAAA
Molecule: messenger RNA, 9072 nt
Organism: Ornithorhynchus anatinus (platypus)
Lineage: Eukaryota; Metazoa; Chordata; Mammalia; Monotremata; Ornithorhynchidae
Gene: NALCN
Product: sodium leak channel, non-selective
Exons: 45
Coding region: 96-5363 (1755 amino acids)
Biological process (GO): transmembrane transport; monoatomic ion transport
Cellular component (GO): membrane
Molecular function (GO): monoatomic cation channel activity
Source: RefSeq, a predicted model, not a curated record